AUGAGAGCCAGUGAGCACCAAAAUCUGUGUGCAUGUGUGCGUGGCAGUCAGCGAGAGUGCAUGCUGCAGCGGCAGCGGCUCGAGCGCCAAUCAGCGCUUAGCGCUCUCAGUCGAUCCAAGCAAAACUCUGAGCGAGGCCUAAGAAUUGAGCUGGACUUUGAGCUGCUGGCCAUUGUUGCUGCUCGAUUUGGUGGCUCAACGCGGCGCUCAACACUCGCAUUGGCCUUUGAGGAGUCCAAGCAGGACGCACCAAACAAUAGAUACAACAGUUAUUACAGCAGCAGUGAGAACGAUUAUGGCAACAUUGAUGGCAUCGCCGACAAUGACAAUGACAACAACAACUAUAGCAACUACAACAAAGCCACAGCCGAAUGGCAGCAAAAACUAUAUGCAAAUUCCCAGGAGCAACAGCAGCAACAGCAACAAUUUGUUGAUGAUCCCGAGGCUGCUCGCAAUGACUUCCUUUCGCAAUUGUCUGACUUAAAUGCGGCUGUGCAAGGUGUAGGCAUGUUUGCUGCCCAGCACAGCAGCAACAGCAAUGCCAACAGCAACAGCAACAACAACAACAAUAGCGACAAGAACAACAAUGUGUGGCAAGCCGCAGCUGAAUUUGAAAGAGAACGAACGCAUUUGCCACUGGAACGUCAGAGUCGCAGCAGCUAUCUGAACAGGUAUGCAGCAGGGGCAGGAGCAGGAGCCAGAGCAGCAGCAGUCGGUCAACCGGAGCGCUAUGAAAUGCCCGUCGAGACGUCAGAGGAUGUUGAGGACGGCGUGGACAUUGAAGGCGAGGAGGACUAUGCAGUGGGCACAAAGGAUGCAGAUGAGCUAAGCGACCAGCUGCCCUAUGGCAUACAGAAUGUACGCAAGCGGCGCGUGCGCAGCGUUAUGCCGCCUCCAUUGCCACCACAGCAGCAGGGCAGCAGCGACGGUGUCACCUAUCAAUCGUUGUGCCCCACGAAGCGUGUGACUGUGAAGCUGGACAAUGGCGAGUAUCGGCCCAAUCACUAUGUCGAGGUGACCUGUGCCAACAACUAUGCUCCCUUACCUGCCCGCCUGCAUAGCUAUGACAACUAUAACUAUCGCAACAAUGAGCUGCCGUUGCUGCGUGCAUUGCUCAACGAGCGAGUUGGUGAGAAGCGUGAGAUCUGCUCGGCAACUGGCUUCGCGUGCAUUCAACUUAAUCGCACCAUUCACCUGAUACGCCUGAACGAAGGCAGCGGCUGCUGGGAGUCGGAGACGCGAACUGUGCCAUCUGGCUGUGAGUGCAUGUGGCCGAAGCAUAGCUAUGGCGACAUUGCUUCGUAUCAUCAGGCACAGAAACGUUUCCGGACCAGUCUGAACAAUCUUCAAGCACGCAUCGCAGCUGGUACUAUUGACUACACACCUGGCACGGGCUAUCGCCAGUUGACGCUGCGCACCCGAACACCGAAGGCAAGAGCAGGAUCAGGCGCAGCCGGACGCAGUCGACGGUCAGACCUCUUGGACUAUGAGAACUAUGAAUUGAAUUGAAUGACAUUACGGCAGAGAGCGCGUUUUUUCGGGACCAAGUGCCAAGCACAAUGGGUAGCACAUCACAAAUAAAAUUCUUGGAUCAUUUAGCAACUAAGUUGAAGGUGUACAUUAACAUAUUUUGUUCUUGCUGUGGUUUUAGCCGUAAUAC
Drosophila hydei is the source of this 1660-nucleotide messenger RNA. RefSeq names its product signal transducer and activator of transcription B. Bases 1 to 1509 code for a protein of 502 amino acids. The record is from RefSeq and is a predicted model, not a curated record. The transcript is spliced from 5 exons. NCBI's taxonomy places the organism in Eukaryota, Metazoa, Arthropoda, Insecta, Diptera, Drosophilidae.